CAAGUUUUGGAAAAUAUUUUUCUGAAAGCGGAUUUUACUUGCAAGCGACAACAAGUACUUCAUCUUUGGAUUGUUUGUACUUGUUUUUCAUCUUAACAGCAAAGCCUGAAGAUGGCUCGUCGUGGACCCCGACUCCUCGACAGUCCCCUGGACUUCGCUGCAGACAUCUGGAUCCUGGAUGACAGUCUCCCGAGCACCACCUCUUCUGGUGAAGCACAGGACUCUGAUACCCAGAGUGUCAGUGAAGGUGAGUAUGGUGAGUAUAUCCCUCUCUCACCCUCCCCCGCUUCUGUUGAAGCACAGGACUCUGAUAUCCAGAGUGUCAGUGAAGGUGAGUAUGGUGAGUAUAUCCCUUUCUCACCCUCCCCCGCUUCUGGUGAAGCACAGGACUCUGAAAUCCAGCUCCCUCCCGAUUGGCAGGAUUGGUUUAACCCUUUUGCUUCAGGUGAUGCCCCAUUCGUUAUGCCGUCUUUCAGCCUCGCCAACGACCUACUCUUCCCUCAAGUCGUUGUCCCAGCUGCUCCUCCUUCAGCUGCUCCUUCUUCCCCUGCUCUCUUAUCUACUCCCUCAGCUGCUUCCUCUCCUGCUCCAUCACCUCCUCCCUCAGCUGCUCCUUCUUCCCCUGCUCUCUUAUCUACUCCCUCAGCUGCUUCCUCUCCUGCUCCAUCACCUCCUCCCUCAGCUGCUUCUUCUUCACCUGCUCUCUUAUCUUCUCCCUCAGCUGCUUCCUCUGCUGAUCCCACAGCUUCUCCUUCUCCUUCUCCUUCAACCUCAGCUCUCACCUCCUCAGCAAAGAGAAGCAGAGAAGACAUCUGCACUGAAGAGGUAAGUGCAAAGAGGUGGAAGGUAAGUGACACGUUCGAUGCCCCUUCAACAUCCUCAGGUUCUUUUGGAGUCAGACGUUUCUGGGAGAGGCCUUUUAGCCUUUCACUUGAUGACAGUGACUCUGAUUAG
This is a messenger RNA of Oreochromis aureus, 954 nucleotides long. Its product is annotated as vegetative cell wall protein gp1-like. Bases 112 to 954 code for a protein of 280 amino acids. The record is from RefSeq and is a predicted model, not a curated record. NCBI's taxonomy places the organism in Eukaryota, Metazoa, Chordata, Actinopteri, Cichliformes, Cichlidae. The transcript is spliced from 2 exons.